ACAAAUGACCACAAAAAAAAAAAAUGAACAAACCACAUCUGAGUCUAACCCUGAUAAUACUCAUAGAUUAGUCAAUGAACACAUAACUUCAUUUCUUUACUCACCAAUGUCGAAGCCCUUCCCACAAACUUUGGCUCAAUAGAUCUUGGCAUCGGUAGUUUCUCUGAUUCUUACCCCCCAUUGUACACAGAUUCUAACAUGAUGACAACAAACAUUUCCCCAUCUUCAAUUGUUGUUGAAGUCCUAAGAGAUGAUAACUAUGAUGAUUGGAGUGCCUGCAUGAAAAGCUAUAUGUUAGCUCAAGACCUUUGGGAUUUUAUUGAGCCUGCUGGUCAUCAUGAAGGUGAUCAAGAAGUUUACUCUAAGCCUAUUGAUCAUCAAGAAGGUGACUCUAAGGCGUUGAGAAGAAACAAUGCUGCAGCUUUACAUGCAAUUCAAAUUUCUUGUGCACCAUACAUCCUUUCCAAGAUUAGGAGCAUCACUUCAGCAAAAGUUGCCUGGGAUGCUCUAGCCAAUUUGCAGCAGCAACAUUCACCAAGCCACAAAGAGCAAACUGUUGAAACAGAGCCAGCAGAAGAUGAUGAGUCACAAGGUUCAGGAGCGGUGAGCAAUGAAAUGAAUGGUCCCUUGCUAACCCUGUACAAGUAUGCCCAUAAUGGAGACUGGGAUGCCAUAAAAACCUAUCUUAUCCGAUACCCAAAUGCAAGAAAGGCCAUGAUUAAACCCUAUGGUGGAACAGCCCUUCAUGUAGCAGCUUUUUCUGGACAUCUGAGAGUUGUGGAGGAGUUAGUGAAGUUGAUGUCUGUAGAAGAAUUGGAAAUACAAGAUAAUCAAGGCAACACAGGUCUUUCUAGUGCUGCCUUUGUUGGAAAAAGAAAGAUGGCAGAAUGUUUGGUGAGAAAGAACAAACACUUGGUUACCUUUGUAAAUGCACAAAAAAAGAUCCCACUGGUUCAGGCAUGUAUAAGCAACUGUAAGGAUAUGGCUCUUUAUCUAUACUCUGUCACUCCAUUUGAAUUUCUUUGUCAAGGCAAUGGCCACCAUGGAUCUUAUUUCCUUCAAUGUGCUAUUGGUGCUCAAAUGCUCGAUAUUGUGUUUGAUUUUCUGCAUCGCUUCCCGCAUAUGGCUACUAAAACGGAUGAUGUUCUGAAGUCGAAUGCUUUGAUUCGUUUGUCUACCUCGCCUCAAAUAUUUCCAAGUGCAAGUCAACCUGCGUUUUGGCAGCAAUUCAUCUUUUCAUGUAUUUGGUCAAAACCAAUCGUUGCAACUAAUGAUACGGUUCGUAUCUAUGUGCCUGCUCAGAGACUAAGGGAGUCGAAGAACAUUGUCCUUCAAGUGUUAAGUCAAUUGCGUGUGUUUGCAAAAAAUCUCUUCACGUUCUUAGGAAUCAAGCAAAUGUAUGAUUUAAAGAAGAUCCACAUUUAUUCGGAUAAAAUCCUACGGUGUAUGUGUGAGCAUAUAUCUUCUCUGGAUUACGAGGAACAGCUCAAGGCAUCUGUACAUCCAGCAUUCCACAGUGCAGUAAAGAAUGGCACGCUUGAGUUUAUUAUGGAGAUGAUCAAAGCUUGUCCUCAUGUAAUGAUCUGUACAGAUGACAACUCGAGAACCCUAUUUAUGUCCUCGAUUGCAAAUCGACAAGAAAAGGUGGUCAGCCUUUUCUAUGGACUGGAAGCAACCAGAUCAGGAUUUGUUUCCCUUAUAGAUAGCUCAGGAAAUACAAUGUUACAUUUGGCAGCAAAACUGUCACCUCCUUCUCAACUAUCUCGGAUCUCUGGUGCAGCUCUACAGAUGCAAAGAGAACUACAAUGGUACAAGGAAGUGGAAAGUAUUAUAAAUCCUACAGACAAGGAUUUUGCUAAUGUAAAGGGUCAGAUAGCCAGGGAAUUAUUCACAAGUGACCAUGCGGACUUGUUACUGAAAGGAGAGGAAUGGAUGAAAGCAACGGCAACUUCAUGCACUGUUGUGGGUGCUCUCAUCAUUACAAUUAUGUUUACUGCUGCAUUCACUGUUCCCGGCGGCUACGUUCAAGAGAGUGGCUAUCCGAUUUUUAAAGACAAGGAAUCUUUUACAGUUUUUAUAGUAUCGGAUGCAAUCUCUCUGUUUUCUUCAUCAACAUCAGUGUUGAUGUUCUUAGGAAUUCUUACGUCGCGAUACGCAGAGGAAGAUUUCCUUAAAUCCUUGCCCACCAAGUUAAUUAUCGGCCUUUCCACGCUUUUCUUCUCCAUUGCAACCAUGAUGGUAACCUUCUGUGCUGCUCUUAUGAUUAUUGUGGAUGGGAAAUUGCAAAUUAUAAUUCCGAUUGUCUUGGUCGCAUGUAUCCCUGUAACUUUUUUCAUGAUGUUGCAAUUUCCCCUCCUAGUGGAGAUUUUUGUAUCCACAUAUGGACCGGGAAUCUUCAACAAAAAAUUGAAACGUUGGUACUGAUUAAUGAAAUGUAUGUAAUUCUUCGUGUAA
Messenger RNA from Populus trichocarpa (black cottonwood), 2454 nucleotides. RefSeq lists its product as uncharacterized. Lineage: Eukaryota; Viridiplantae; Streptophyta; Magnoliopsida; Malpighiales; Salicaceae. Gene Ontology annotation, molecular function: protein binding. The transcript is spliced from 7 exons. Bases 199 to 2424 code for a protein of 741 amino acids. The record is from RefSeq and is a predicted model, not a curated record.